GCGGGGAGAAAUCAAAUGAUAAACAGAAUGAUGGAUCCUGGACUCUCCUCUCCUCUCCCUCCCCCCCGCCCGCUCUCCUCCUUUCCUCACCCUCCCCUCCUCCCUCUGUCAUCCUCCUCCACCUCCUCCUCUCCUCUCCCUCCCCCCCGCCCUCUCUCCUCCUCCUUUCCUCACCCUCCCCUCCCUCUGUCAUCCUCCUCCUCCACCUCUCCUCUCCCUCCUCCCCUCCCUCUGUCAUCCUCCUCCUCCUCCUCUCCUCUCCCUCCUCCCCUCCCUCUCUCCUCCUCCUCCUCUCCUCCUCUCUGUCCAGAGCUCGACCUAUCGCUCCCUCUCAGCCACUGGGACCCACGCACCAAUAGAAAGGUCCCGCAGGAGCCUGUGCUUAUCACCGUUACCAAGGAGACCACAGAGCCUAGCAAUCUGCUUAGGAACAGCCACUCUCAUCGGAAGAAAACCAAGAGCCUAAGUAGCACUGUUCAUCGUCAUGGACGAGCAGACAAGCUGGAGGCGGGAACUCCACCUUCACUAUCCAAUGAAAAGCCAGGCUGUGUCAACUCACUAGAGGGGGCGGAGAUAAACACGUCACUGGCCUUUAGGGCGGAGCUACUGGCAUUACAGGCGGCGGAGUUUAACUCCCAGAAGGCCGUUCAGGAAACGCUUCAGAAAUCAACGAGAACUAAAAACACCAUAAACAGCAAGGUUACACAAGGUGUGAAUGUCUCUCGCUCACAGCCCCUCUACACCUCAUUGGUCAGUUUGGCGGUCGAGGAAGAUCAGCUGGUCGACGAGGCUGCACGUGAUAGGAUACGGCUUGCCCUGCCUUGCAGUCACCAUGACGACGAGGGUCCUACCCUCUCUCAGUUCUUCACCUCUGACCUCCUGAGAGAAAAGCCCCUCCUCCUGGGGGCGGAGCCACCGUGCGCCCUCCCCCAACUCUCUCCAGACUCUGCCCACUCAGACUUCGACCUCUACAGACGACAAACACGCUGGCUGCCCUGACACACACACACACACACACACACACACACACACACACACACACACACACACACACACACACACACACACACACACACACACACACACACACACACACACAGGUUGCUGUCUGAGAUUUAUGGAAUGCAGGGUCUGUGUUUUGACUGGAAGUUCAUUUAAUAAUAAAGUUUGAUAAUUUAUUAACAACA
Messenger RNA from Gadus morhua (Atlantic cod), 1187 nucleotides. RefSeq names its product protein phosphatase 1 regulatory subunit 35. The transcript is spliced from 7 exons. Gene Ontology annotation, cellular component: centriole. The coding region runs from base 16 to 999 and encodes 327 amino acids. Gene Ontology annotation, biological process: negative regulation of phosphatase activity; positive regulation of centriole elongation; positive regulation of cilium assembly. The record is from RefSeq and is a predicted model, not a curated record. Lineage: Eukaryota; Metazoa; Chordata; Actinopteri; Gadiformes; Gadidae. Gene Ontology annotation, molecular function: phosphatase binding.